CCCGCCCAGGGACGCGUCCGCACGAAGACGGUGAAGAAGGCCGCCCGGGUGAUCAUCGAGAAGUACUACACCCGCCUGGGGAACGACUUCCACACCAACAAGCGGGUGUGCGAGGAGAUCGCCAUCAUCCCCAGCAAGAAGCUACGGAAUAAGAUCGCAGGGUAUGUCACCCACCUGAUGAAGCGUAUUCAGAGGGGACCUGUCCGAGGCAUCUCCAUCAAACUGCAGGAGGAGGAGAGGGAGAGGAGGGACAACUAUGUCCCUGAGGUCUCUGCCCUCGACCAGGAGAUCAUCGAAGUGGACCCAGACACCAAGGAAAUGCUGAAGCUCCUGGACUUUGGCAGCCUGUCCAACCUGCAGGUGACACAGCCCACGGUGGGGAUGAACUUCAAAACGCCCCGAGGAGCACUCUGAGUCGGUCGCUGUAUGUCACUUUUCCAAUAAAUAUGGGGAAACCA
Messenger RNA from Cariama cristata (Red-legged seriema), 458 nucleotides. It is a transcript of the gene RPS17, whose product is annotated as ribosomal protein S17. The record is from RefSeq and is a predicted model, not a curated record. Gene Ontology annotation, biological process: translation. The transcript has 4 exons. Gene Ontology annotation, molecular function: structural constituent of ribosome. The annotation marks the transcript as partial. NCBI's taxonomy places the organism in Eukaryota, Metazoa, Chordata, Aves, Cariamiformes, Cariamidae. Gene Ontology annotation, cellular component: ribosome.